This is a messenger RNA of Aureococcus anophagefferens, 2139 nucleotides long. RefSeq lists its product as hypothetical. Gene Ontology annotation, molecular function: voltage-gated potassium channel activity. Gene Ontology annotation, cellular component: membrane. NCBI's taxonomy places the organism in Eukaryota, Pelagophyceae, Pelagomonadales, Pelagomonadaceae. Bases 1 to 2139 code for a protein of 712 amino acids. The record is from RefSeq and is a predicted model, not a curated record. The transcript has a single exon. Gene Ontology annotation, biological process: potassium ion transmembrane transport; regulation of membrane potential.
AUGGCGCAGCACCGGGCGAGCUGGACCGAGACGAAGCUCGAGCUCACGCGCACGCUCUCGACCAAGUACCCGCCGAGCAGCGAGAUCUUCCGCGCGGGCCGGUCGAAGACGCAGCGCUUCCUCGAGGGCCUCUACGACGGCACGCGCGAGCGCGCGCAGCUCACGCACACGAAGAUCGCGCAUCGUUUGGACAAGCUCAGCGUGGGCAAGUUCACGAUCGACCCGCUGGCGUCCCGGGCCAUGCACCAGUGGGACGUGACCGUGUCGCUGGCGCUGGUCUACACGGUGCUCGUGCCGCCCGCGGAGAUCGCGUUCGCGCGGCGCAUCAACGCGUGGUCGGCGACGGGCGACCGGUGGGGGUUGUUUCUGUUAUCGCUGGGCAACUUGCUCGUCUGGAGCGUUUUCGUCUUCGACGUCAUGCUCCAGUUCUUCACGCACGUCCAGCUGCCGGAGUCGCAGGGCGGCUUCUGGAUCCGGAACCACAGGGGGAUCACGCGCCACUACCUGCGGACGGCGUUCGCUUUGGACUUCGUGUCCAUCGUCCCCUUUGGGUACCUGAGCCUGCUGGCGGGGCCCUACACGGCGGGGCGGGAAGUGAGAGCGCUGAAGCUGCUGCGGCUGCUGCGGCUGACGAAGCUGCUGAGGAUGUACCGGACGUCGCGGCUGUUGCUGCGCUACCGAUCCGACAACACGAUGUCCAUCGGCAUGUCGAACAUCGCGUCGGUGAUCUGCGGUUUUGUGAUUGCGUCCCACUGGCUCGCGUGCCUCUGGGGCUACGUGGGCAACAACAGCGCGCCGAUCGAAAACACGUGGAUGGCCGCGUAUUUGGACGGCGGCGACUCCGGGCCGGACCGCGGCGGCUGGAACAUCCGGGACCCCAAGUUCCAGUAUUUGAUGUCGUUGUAUUUUACGCUGACGACGCUGACGACCGUGGGCUACGGGGACGUGCUGCCGAAGAACGUCGCGGAGCGCUCCGUCGCGACGCUCAUGAUUCUAUUCGGGGGCAUGCUCUGGUCUUUGAUCAUCGCGGCGAUCACGCAGACCGUGGCGACGCUCGACAGCGACCAUAUUACGUAUAAUCAGCGCUACGACCAGAUCAAUCGCAUGUUGGUGGAUUUGCAGGUGUGCACGCCGCUCCGGCGCGAGGCGCGCGAGUACCUGUUAGGGUCCGCGAACGUGCAGCGCCGCGAGCACUACGGCGACCUCGUGGAGCUGCUGAGCCCCGGGCUGCAGGAGUCCGUGGCCGAGAACGUGUUUGUGGUGCUGCUGAACGUCGUGCCCUACUUCACGAAGCUCGACGCGAUCGUGAAACUGGAGAUCUUCAAGACGCUCGGGCACCUGCUCUUCGCGCCAGAGGAGAUCGUCAACGUGCAGAAGACGCUCAUGAUCAUCACGAACCACGGCUUCAUCGGCACGAAGGGGCGCCUCAAGAUGAUCGGCGACGCGCUUUUCUUCGACUUUCUGGUCUCCGACGACGAGCCGCCGCCCAUGGCCGUCGUCCUCAAGUUCUGCGAGGUCGCGACGAUCCGGCGCGCCGACAUCUUCGAGGUCUGCGCGCGGCACCCGGCGGCGACGACGCCGCUGCUCUACGCGCGCGUCUUCUGGGCCUUGGUGAAGCUCGGGCGCGACGUCCGCGCCGCGCGCGUCGAGCGCCGCGCGCACCACGAGGAGCGCGCGUCGCUCGCGACGGUCUACAAGCGGAACCGCGACCUCGUCGACGCGCUCACGUCCGGCGGCGACGAGUCCAAGAAGCGCGGGAGCGUCUACGCCGCGGCGCCGCUGCCGCCGGGCAGCCCCUUCCGGCCGCCGCCGCCGCGGGGCACCCCCCUCGCCGCGCCGCGGCCGCCGCCGCCGGCGGUCGCGCCGGCGGUCGCGCCGCCGGCGGACGCGGAGCGCGACCUGCUGGCGCGCCUCGAGGAGGCGGACGCGGCCGCGGCGCGCCUCGGCGCCGGCUCCGCGGCGGGCGACGCGUGGCGCGCGCGGCGGGACCGCCUCGCGCGGGACCUCGAGGACCUCCAGGGCGAUCUCGGCGCGCCGCCGCGGCGGCGACGAGGCUCGCAGCGCGCGGCGCUCCUCGCGGAGCUCGCCGCCGACGACUCGGAGGACCCGGACUGCGGCUCCCGGCUCUGCCUCGCCUAA